UAUAACAAGUCAAAUGACAAUAACAAUCCAAUAUUUAUUGUCACCUAGUGCGUAACAACUAAACUUGCUAUUAUAGUUACAACACAUUUUCUUUAGUGACAGUCUGUACUUUAUCGUGACUUAAUUCUUAAAAUAUCAAAAAAAUCACAAGUUCAGAUGUAUUAUCCUGCUGGUUCUAAUCGAUCUGUAAUGAUCAUCUUGUUGGUGGCGUACAUCGUACAAGUCGUCAGUGCAACGCCGGUGGGCAAACAGGAAUUCCUCGGGACGCAACCGAUCCCGCCGCCGCCGGCCAUCAAUUCGUCCACGUCGCCCGUCCAGUUUCUAGACGCCGCGCGCCGAGCGGCCGCAUCGCUGUUGCGGGACACGGCGCGCGUGUCGGACAAAGUGCUGUGGAGCACCGGCAAGAUGCUGCUGUCCGCGGGCGAGACGGUCAACUACGUGUGGGACGCGACCCUGCAAGCGUCCGUCCGGCUGCUGAGGGCCGGCGCCGCGGCGUGCAGCUCGAUCGCCGGACGGCUGGCCCACGUCCCGGUGAUCGGGUUCGGCGCGACCGGCGUCAACGAGGCGGUCAGCGUCGCGGUGGACGCGGCCGCCAAGAACGCGGCCCACGACACGCUGGUCCGGAGUCAGGCGUUGGCCACGCUCAACGCCAAGCUGAACGAGAGCGGCGCGCGUCUGCGGCCGGCCGUCGGCCCGGCGGCCACGGCCACUGAUCCGCGACGUCCGGCCGCGUUCUUUCCGCGCGAUUAGCGCCACCGACGCGGACCAAACGCACGUCUCAACACAUAGUCAAUAGCAAUAGCGUCCUGCGAACGCGUACGCUGCUGCACACGCGCAUGCGUCACGGAUGCUGUAGACGUCAGUCGGCCGCUGACUUCCUCGUGCACGACACAUCCACCCGACUCCGGAGCUCGACUUGGAAGACAAAAUUAUAGGACGAUGUCCUGACGAAAUAAUAUUACUGUUGUUGUCAUCGCGAGAUCGAGUUCGUCCGCACGUUUGCCAGCCUUGUAAUACCGCCUUUGUCUGUUGUAAUAAUAUUAAUGUUUUUCACAAUAAUGCGAUUCUUCGACAGAGUUUUAACAAAACGGUUUUAUUAAAAUGUCAAUAUUAUUAAAUACCUUCAUUUGUCUGAUCACACAAACUAAUAUCGACGGAAGAGAUAUUUUGAAAUUCUUUUGAGAAACUACGAAAGAAGUGUCGUUUUCCUGCAUUCCUGUAUUAUUAGAUAGCCAAAACAAUGCACCGCCCAAAACGCUUCACUCGAAAACAGAAAGAGGGAUUUUGACACGCUUAAAUAUUCGAAAAAUUAAAUUUGGAUACUCGGUCUCCUCACCCACUUCCACCUCUACACCACUAAAAAACAAAUUUUAUCACUACAAAGCUAUUACGUUUCGAUUUCAAAUCGUCACUUUUAUUUUGAAAUUAAUUUACAUCCACCUAUACGCGAUAACGUUAGUCCCUUUGCUCUUUUUUCAAUAAUUUAAUUUAUAACCGAAUAAUAUUAAGUAUACAAUUAUACAUUUUUAUUGUUUUAAAUAAAGACCAUUGAGAAAGCACGGAUAUUUUUAUCGUCUUUAAAUUGUGUUUACGACCAGCAAUAAUAAAUAAGCGUGUAUCCAAUAUAAACAGAGUAGACGUUUAAUAAAAAAAUACCCAUACACGAAUAUAAAUUGUCCUUAGCUUACAAAUCACAACUUAUACUACAAUAGUAUGAUGUUUUGCCGUGUCACAUCUACAGUUUGAAAAUUUACCCAAGUAUUAAUUAUAAUAUGUAUUAAAAUUUAUAUG
Messenger RNA from Melanaphis sacchari, 1791 nucleotides. RefSeq names its product papilin-like. The transcript is spliced from 2 exons. NCBI's taxonomy places the organism in Eukaryota, Metazoa, Arthropoda, Insecta, Hemiptera, Aphididae. The coding region runs from base 157 to 750 and encodes 197 amino acids. The record is from RefSeq and is a predicted model, not a curated record.